Molecule: messenger RNA, 1872 nt
Organism: Tetrahymena thermophila SB210
Lineage: Eukaryota; Ciliophora; Oligohymenophorea; Hymenostomatida; Tetrahymenidae
Exons: 1
Source: RefSeq, a predicted model, not a curated record
AUGAACUAUAUGGAGUCUUCUGAUGAAUAUAUAGAGCUUAAUAAUGCCAUUCACACAACUAUGAGCAGAAUUAGCGAAAUAGAUAAAAUUACUUCUGAAUUAGCUCUUGAGAAAUUGAAUCUCUAAAAGAAGUUAGAAUAACUAAAAUUAUAAAUUUAGAACAUUCCUUAUCACACAUAUUAAAAUGGAAGAACCUUUUAUGAUGAGUAUGAAAAUAACUAGCUCGGUUUUAUGAAUAAUGGAAUAGACAAUUACAGUGAUUUUCCUUCUAUGGCUUGUUAAUUUCCUUACUAUAAUAGAGCUUAAAAUCUAAUUUAAAAUAACGGAAAUGCUAAUUCAUACUACACUCAUGAUCAAGCUAUGAUAAAUGACCAUGUUGAUGACUAUUUUGAUACAGAUUUUAAUCAAAAAAUGUACUAUUAAUAACAAAAAUAAGUUUCUAAUGAGAAGUUCUCGUCUUUCAAUAACUUGAAUUAGGAUAAUCAUAUCAUAGAAAAUAAUCUUCAGCUUAGCAAAGAAGAUUUAACUAAACCAUUUAUUAAUAAUGAAAAUUUAAAGUUGGACCAUGAGUUGUUGUUGCCCCUAAAUAAUAACAGUUAAAUGUUAAAUACAAAUUCUAAAGAUUCAUCGAAUAACAUUAUUUAAAAUGAUAACAUUCCAAUAUCAAUUUAUUAGAAUAAUAGUUAAAUUGCUUCUAAAAUAUAAGAAGAGACACUCGAAAAUUAAGAGCAAAAGAGUGUCCAAAAUAAUAGUGUCAUAUAAUCGAAAUAUAGCAACUUCCUCUAAUAAGUGAUUAACCCACAAAGCAAAUAACCAUCAAUAGAAUCAAUAGAGCAAUAGAUUAAUAAAGAUUAACAUGAAAAAUAGUUAAGCCCUUCAUACAGCAGACAAUUUAAAAAGAAUAACAAAUAAGGUGACUUAAUCCUUUAAACCCCUCAGCAAAACGUAGAUGAUAUGUUGGAUUAUGAGAAAUAGGAAAUGACAAAAUAAAAAGGUGUGUCUGGUUUUAAUAAAAUAAAAAAAGAAAAAAAUAAACACUAUAAAAAGAAUAGUGCAAGCGAAACAAUAAAAUUAUGUAAAUAUAAUCAUGAAUAGAAUAAGAAGAAGAAUACAAAAUGUUUUACUAAAGAGUAAUCUUAUUCUAAUUAAGAUUGUUUAAGUUAGUUUGAAAAUAGUUUUCUACAAAAUAUUUAAAACCUAAAUCACGACGAGUUAAUUUCUAAUAACAGAAAUAAUUAAACCCAAAUCACUUAAAAAAAUAAUGUUCAUAUUGACUAAGCAGAUAACGAAAACUCACAACCACUUAACAAACUAAAAGAAGAAAACAUUGAAAAAUAAAAGUUAUUGUAUCUCUCAUAGAAAAAAUAAUUUUUAGAAACAUUACCAGAAGAUUCUUUAAGAUUUUAAUACAGCAAAUAGCUUCAAUAUCUUUAAGAUAUUAAUUUAGGAAAAAGUACAUCUGAUGAAAACAUUGAAAUGAUUAACAAUGAAGAGCAAUCUUUCGAUAAAUCUGCAAAAAAAAGUUAAAAAAGUAAAUCUGAUUUAAAAUAAAAUAACUCCUAAAAAUAAGUAAUGCUAGAAAUAGCUGACAAUGUUAUGAAUGAGCAAAUAUACACAAAUGAGGAUAUUUAGAGAAUGUAUUAACAUUUUUUGAUUACUUUUAAUAACAAUAAAGUUAAAUAUACUAAAAGAGGCAAAGGUUAUUACAGAUAUCCAAGCACUUUAAAAAUGAAGGUUGUUGAAUUCUCAAAACACAUCAAACUAAUUUAGAUUUAAAAAGACACUUAAAUCAGCUAAGAAACUAUAAGAAAGUGGUAAAAAAGAUAUACGGAAAUACCUGACUAAAUGGUUGAGUAUGAUUUCAUCGAGUGA